AGCACCUUAUUUUUUUUCCGGUUGUUGGCUCCUACCGACCCCUCCCCGACUGGGCCCUGGGCCCCCAUCCCACGCGGCCGCCUGCCGCCUGCCGCCGGGCCUGACGCCACCAUGAAGAAGUUCUUCCAGGAGAUCAAGGCUGAUAUCAAGUUUAAGAGCGCAGGUCCCGGACAGAAGCUCACGGAGUCGGUGAGGGAGAAGGCCCCCAAAGAAAAGCCCAACCAGCCAGUGGUCCGGCCGUCCCGUCAGGGACCUACUGAUGAGGCACAGAUGGCAGCCGCAGCGGCCCUGGCCCGGCUCGAGCAGAAGCAGCCAAGGGCCCGGGUCCCCACGUCACAGGACUUCACCCGGAACCAGGUGAGAAAGGAACAAGUUGAAGCAACUGUCAGUGGGAACUCAAAGGCCCCGCAGACUAACACGGUGCCUGAGCCCAAAGAGGAAGGCUCAACCCACCUGGCAGUGUCUGGCGUGUACUUCACCUGCCCGCUCACAGGGGCCAUCCUGAGGAAGGACCAGCGGGACACCCGAAUCAAAGAAGCCAUUCUCUCACACUUCUCUGUUGACCCGGUGGCUGCCUCCAUCAUGAAGAUCCACACGUUCAACAAAGACCGGGACAAGGUGAAGCUGGGUGUGGACACCAUUGCCAAGUAUCUGGACAACAUCCACCUGCACCCCGAGGAGGAGAAGUACCGGAAGAUCAAGCUGCAGAACAAGGUGUUCCAGGAGCGCAUUAACUGCCUGGAAGGGACCCAUGAGUUUUUUGAGGCCGUUGGCUUCCAGAAGACAUUGUUGCCAGUUCCAGAUCAGGAGGGCCCUGAAGAGUUCUAUGUGCUGAGUGAGGCCGCCCUGGACCAGCCCCAGAGCCUGGAGAAGCACAAGGAGCAGCUGCUGUGUGCCGAACCCGUGCGGGCCACACUGGCCCGCCAGCGGCGUGUCUUCCAGCCCUCACACCUGGCCUCUCAGUUCGACCUGCCUUCUGACUUCUUCAACCUCACAGCUGAGGAGGUCAAACGGGAGCAGAGGCUCAGGUCUGAGGCGGUGGAGCGGCUGAGCAUGCUGCGGACCAAGGCCAUGCGGGAGAAGGAGGAGCAGAGGGAGAUGCGCAAGUACACUUACACGCUGCUGCGUGUUCGCCUCCCUGAUGGCUGCCUCCUCCAGGGGACCUUCUACGCCCGGGAGCGGGUGGCAGCACUCUAUGGCUUUGUUCGGGAGGCCUUGCAGAGUGACUGGUUGCCCUUUGAGCUGCUGGCCUCGGGUGGGCAGAAGUUGUCAGAGGACGAGAACUUGGCCUUCAACGAGUGUGGGCUGGUGCCCUCAGCCCUCCUGACCUUCUCGUGGGACAGAGCAGUGCUAGAGGACAUCAAGGCUGCGGGGGCUGAGCCAGACACAUCUAUCCUGAAACCUGAGCUCCUGAUGGCCAUCGAGAAGCUCUCCUGAAAUAAAAGCAGGGUUGGCUUCAGUCCCCAUGGGUCUGUCUCAUGCUCUCCUGCUUCCUCCACCACUGCCCACGUUCCCAUUCCCCCUGCACCUCAAGGCCUCCCCACCUCCUCUAGGACUGUUUGCCCAGCCCAGGGGUAGGGGAGAGCCACUGGUUGGCCUGUGAAUGCCGACCAGAGGGCUUUCAGGGGACAGCUGCUGUGCAGUCCUUAGUAGCACUGGGUCUGAUUAAUGGAACUAGGCAUGACAGGCGUGAACGCCUCCCUGGGCACGACAGUGGGCCUGUGGCAUGGGUCCAGGCCCACAUGCUGUGGCCCAGGCACCAUGGCUGGCCCUGAGGCUCCCCUGUGGGGUUGCUGGUGACAGUGGCAUAGGGUGGAGAUGCUGGGCCUGUCAAAACAGGAUCCUGUAGCUCUAAAUUCUGAACCCAAAUAAACAGGCUCUUUCACUAGUCUCUUGGUGGUGAAUUUCAGCUGUUGCAGGGCAGGUCAGUAGCUGCAGUCACCCAGUAGACAAGCCCAUCUCCCUGAGGGAGGGUGUCCCAGGGGCCCUGGGCUGUGGCGUUAGGGCCUCGGCCCUGGCAAACAAGUUUCCAUAGAUGUCCAGGUCCUCACCCCUGGAACCUGUGAGCAUUUACUUUACAUGACAAAAGGAAAUUUGUGUGUGAUUAAAAGACCUUCAGGUGGGAGAUUGUCCUAAUUUCCCAGAUGCACCUGGUGUCAUCCCAGGGCUUCUUACACGUGGGAGGAGGAAGCAGAAGAAACGGAAGAU
Pteronotus mesoamericanus is the source of this 2208-nucleotide messenger RNA. It is a transcript of the gene UBXN6, whose product is annotated as UBX domain protein 6. Bases 112 to 1437 code for a protein of 441 amino acids. NCBI's taxonomy places the organism in Eukaryota, Metazoa, Chordata, Mammalia, Chiroptera, Mormoopidae. Gene Ontology annotation, molecular function: protein binding. The transcript has 10 exons. The record is from RefSeq and is a predicted model, not a curated record. Gene Ontology annotation, cellular component: cytoplasm.